AUGGAUAAAAUAACUAAAAAGUUGGUAAAUGGAUAGCAACAUGGAAAAGCUAAAUCUUAAAUAAUGUUGGAGGAUUUUACUCUGAUGAUGGAAAAAAGCAAGGAUAAUGGAAAGAAAUAACUAAGAAUUAUUGUAUGUAAAUUAAUAUAAUGAAUAUUAAGGAAAGCUUAGAUAUAUGAAAUUGGAGAAUAUUUUAACAACAAAAGAUAAGGAUAUUGGAAGUACUAUUAUGAGAAUCAAGAAAUGUAUUGAAGAAUAAGUUAUUGAUAGCGGUGGUGGAUAAUAUAAUUAAUAAGGUGAAAGAAAUGGAAAAUGGAUUGAAGCAAGUGAUGGAUUUGGAUAAUUUUCGUAAAUUGUUUAUAUUGGUGAAUAUAAAAACGGGAAAAAAAUUUCUAUUUGGGAUAUUUUAUAUAGAAUAUAUGGAAAGGAACAUUUUAAAUCGAUGUAUAAAUUAAUUUGAUAAUUUUUUAGUGGUUUUGGCUCUUAUGAUGAAGGUGGUAAUGGUAAUAAAAUUGGGAAGUGGAUUGAGUCAAGCGAUGAGUUUAAGUGGGGAUAGGAAGUCACUUAUCAUGGUUUAUAUAAAAAUGGUAAGAAGGUUGGCAGAUGGGAUAUUUGUUAUAAUAAGGUGGAUAGAGAUAAUAAAUGCGAAUUGAUGUAAAAUUGUGUAAAUGUAGAUUUGAUUUAGUGGCGGUGGAUCAUACCAUGAAGGAGGUAAUGGCACUAAAAUUGGAAAGUGGAUUGAGUUAAAUGAUGGGUUUGGGCAGAGAUCCUAAGUUAUUUAUAAUGGUUUAUAUAAAAAUGGUAAGAAAGUUGGUAGGUGGGAUAUUUAUUAUAAUAAGGAGGAUGAAGAUAAUCAAUAUUAAUUGA
Paramecium primaurelia is the source of this 867-nucleotide messenger RNA. Lineage: Eukaryota; Ciliophora; Oligohymenophorea; Peniculida; Parameciidae. The record is from the annotation of a GenBank genome assembly.